CGGGAGGUCGAUGGCCAUUCACAUGCGCGGAUGGCAUUUGCCGAAGCCCUAAAGAGCGCGCAACGGAAUGUCUCGGCUUGUUGAUCUCCGAACCACACCCCACAGCUCUAGGCAAGCCGUUGGAGUACACAUGCCAUAAGACGAGUGGAUCUGUCAACAUGGCGGGUGUUAUCGAAUCAUGGCUAAGUCACAGACCAAGAAGAUCUCGCCAGCACCAUUGCAGAUCGUGGUGGUAGGGGCCGGGCUGGGCGGACUGUCCACUGCUGUAGCGUGUUCGCUCGCAGGCCACAAUGUCCUGAUCCUAGAAGGUGCGCGGGAGUUGGCAGAGAUUGGUGCAGGACUACAGAUCACUCCUAAUGCAAGCAAGCUGUUUCAGCAGUGGGGUGUCUACGAUGUCUUGGAACCGAAAGCAGCAGAGCCGACCAUUCUACAAGUUAGGCGCUACUCAGAUGGAAAGGUCCUGUCACGGACAGAAAACUUCAAUGGAGACAUGAGGAAGAAGUACGGCUCUCCCUUCUGGGAUCUACAUCGUGUGGACGUUCAGCGAGCACUCGCCGAUCGGGCGAGGGAGCUUGGCUCGACACUCCGCCUAGGCGCUCGCGUUCGUGAUAUUGACUUUGGUAAACCGUCUGUGACGCUGGAGAACGGGGAGGAGCUGCAUGCCGAUCUUAUUGUCGCUGCGGACGGUCUUUGGUCGAGGUGUAGAGAGAAGUUCCUGGCGUUGAAAGGCGCGGCCGACGCACCCCUGCCGACUGGUGAUUUGGCAUAUCGGAUUGUGCUUAGUCUCGAUGAGGUCAAAGAAGCAGAGCUUAGAGACUGGAUUGCGAAUCCUACCUGCAACUUCUGGGUUGGACCAGGCGCUCAUGUUGUGGCUUACUCACUGCGCGAUGGCCACAUGUUCAACGUCGUAUUGCUGGUGCCAGAUGAUCUACCAGCGAACGUUGCGCGACAGCCAGGUUCAUUGGAUGAGAUGCGGGCAUUGUUCAAGGACUGGGAUCCUGUCCUGAACCGCUUCCUGGACCAAGUGAAAUCUGUUGACAAAUGGAAGCUCAUGCAUCGCCCAGAGUUGGAUAGCUGGGUUAGCGAUCAAUCGACCUUUGUCUUCGUCGGAGACGCUUGCCACCCGAUGUUGCCGUAUCUAGCGCAGGGCGCCAAUUCAUCAAUGGAAGAUGGUGCAGUGCUGGGCAACGUACUAGCAGCGAUGACUUCGAAGGCCGAAUUGCCAGCCGCGCUCCGUCUAUAUGAGCGGUUGAGGAAGGCUCGUGGUGAAGCCAUCGUCCGCGAGACUUUCGCUCAACGAGAAGACUUCCAUAUGCCUGAUGGCCCGGAGCAGCAGAAGCGAGAUGAGCUCAUGCUUGCCACGCUUGGUAAAGAUAUCAGUCGUAGCGGGCCUUUCCCUAGCCGAUGGCAAGGCGGCAACGUCCAGCCGUGGCUCUACGGGUACGACGCACAAGCAGAGACCGAUGCUGCACUGCGAGACUCACCACUAGGUGCUGCGGGAUAACUUUGUCGAGGUAGAUAAGGUAGCAAUAUGCACGCCAGGCUCGUGCAUCGUACUUGAUCGAUCAUACUCGUCGUUGCGUAGCACCGCUCGUGGCUCGUGGAUCAUGCAGAGAGCCUUUUAGUUACCAAUUGCAACUGGGGUGGUGCUGUGAUCCUGCGUCUUGCCGAGAAGCCUAUCUACUCCUGGAUCGACAUUGUUUUUCUAGUUCGGCAUCGCUUCAUGUUCCAGCCUCGGCUCGCCGUCUCGCCUCUGCACGCCGCCCAUGU
Messenger RNA from Baudoinia panamericana UAMH 10762, 1770 nucleotides. RefSeq lists its product as uncharacterized. The record is from RefSeq and is a predicted model, not a curated record. Lineage: Eukaryota; Fungi; Ascomycota; Dothideomycetes; Mycosphaerellales; Teratosphaeriaceae. The transcript has a single exon. The coding region runs from base 179 to 1504 and encodes 441 amino acids. Gene Ontology annotation, molecular function: FAD binding; monooxygenase activity. Gene Ontology annotation, biological process: secondary metabolite biosynthetic process.